Caenorhabditis angaria is the source of this 13043-nucleotide messenger RNA. Lineage: Eukaryota; Metazoa; Nematoda; Chromadorea; Rhabditida; Rhabditidae. The record is from the annotation of a GenBank genome assembly.
AUGUUAUUUUUCAUUUUUCUGAAAUUCGAAAGCGAUUUUCAUGAAGACCUGGUGGUACGUAUGGUCUACUAACGUGACACAGUGCCCCCAACGCGUAGCCAGAGAAAAGUUGUGCGCAUUUUUCGUGCAUGUACGGUAGAGCGCACAAGCCUGUUUGUCGGUUUUUUGAAAAUUUAACACUAGGUUUUUUCUUGAAACGAUUAGAAUUCAGUUAUACUUGCAUGAAAACUCCCAAACUGAGCUAUAUGUUCUGGAGAAUAAUGAGAGGAACGUUUUGAUAUAAAAAAUGUGAAGAUUGGAUUCAAAAUAAGUUAGUUAAUAUCUUUUGAAGAAAAACAAUUCAAAUUUUAUGAAGGAAAAAUGUGAUUCGGCACUUGUUUCAUGAUAAAUAUGUAAAUUAGAAUACUUUCAAGGUGUUUUAAGAAUCAUUUGAUCAAAAUAAACUUCUGAAAUCUGGUUUUUUGUUCAAUUUUGGGCGAAUUUCGAUGGAAAAGAAAAUAACAAAAACGGCAUAAUUUUGAAUUAUUAUUCAUUCCACAUACUUGGGGAGUCCUAUUUCAAUGUUUUGGAAGCAUAACACUGAAUUUUAUCAGCUUUCCAGGGUCAAAAAUGAUGUUUUUGCACAAGGUAUUUUUUGAAGAGCUCUUGUUCAUUUCAUUCUCAACCAUUUUUCAUGAAACAACUUGGAAUAGCUUCAAUUUUUCUUCCUCUGUCUUCUCCAUACUCGAUUUAGUUACAAAAAUAACAUUUCCAGCAUUUUUCAGCAAGAAAACAAAAGCGCAAAAAAAGAUGAGAGAGUGCGCUUUGUUGAAGAGACGGAUGAGAGAUAGAGAGAAAACGAGAGAGUGUGUGGAGUGUGGAGUGCUGGCGCAAUACGCGUUCGGGACACUGUGCGUGAGUUGGGCUCGCGCGCGCACAAUAAUAAAGGGGGGACGAGAAAAAUAUGGCCGAGGAAACCAAAUGUUUGUGCGCGCGAAUUUAGAAUGCUCAUAUUUUUCAUUUUUGUUUUUUGCUUCACCACGAAAAAAUGUGUUUGUUAAUUAAUUAACGCCAUAAAAACCUCCAAUUUUUGCAGAAAAAAAUGGCGGAUCCACAAUUCUCCGAACUAAUCGGCACAUUUUUCCAACAAUGCAACGAUAUUGCCGAUAUUUGGGCGUCGGAUUGUGAAAAAUGUAAUUACGAGAAUUUCGAGGAUUUUUGCGAGUCAAACGACUUGGAAUUCUUUCAACAAGACGAUUUCGCGAAUGUUCUUCGAGAAGUCAACAAAGGCGCGACUGAAUUAUUGUUGAAUAAUUCGAAUGAUGAUAUUUGUCAAAUUUUCGAAAGUUCCGAAGUUAUUCCAUUAAAAUUCAAUCUUCUUGUUUGGUAUAAAUUGGAAAACGCGAGAAGACCUGAUAGCUCAAAUCUCGAAGUUUAUGAAGGUGUUUCAAUUGCCAAUAUUUACAUAGCAAUGUGCUCAAUGAAAGGGGCAAAUGCAGCAAAGCUUUUUCAAAGUGCUCUGUUCGAAAAAUGCCUGAAAAUUAUGAGAAAUUGUGUGAGAACUAUUAGAAUGGGUGAAUUAAUUGGAUCGAAUAAUAAAACAACGUCGAAAAAGAGGAAAGAAGAAGGAGAAGAUGAAGAGCAAGAAGAAGAAAUCGCGAUGGGACCACCGAAAAUAUCAUCGGAUAAAGCUGAAGAGUAUUUACAAACCAUGACAACUCAAUUAUUCGGAUUUCUUUCGAAAGAUUCAAUUAUUAUCAAUAAUGAAACUCUUAUUCAGAUUUUAGAAAUGAUUGAGGAAUUGGGAAGAAUUGAUUUGGACGCAAAAAGCCGAUCGCAAAGAGCAAAUUCGAUUCGAGAAUUUCGAACUAUUGAACGAUUUGUCGAUCGAUAUUCUGCAUUUUUACAUUUGUUGGCUGAAAAUAAAUAUGAAUCGAGAAAAGUAGCGGUUUAUUCCCGAAUUAUCCGCCCUCGUCUAGCUCUUGUUCCAUUUCCUGACGAGAAUAAUAAAACAUCGAAAAUAUCCACAGAAAGAAAACGAGCCGGCGAGCUUGCGGCGUUUUUCAUGAUCGCAAGAAUUGAGCGAAAAUGCAGUGCGAUUGAGUUGAAACUGAAUCAAAAUGUGAUUGAGAUGAUUUAUAAUCAAUGCCCGGAUUUGCAAGAAUUUCGAACCAGUAUUGCUAAUUUUAUCUGUCGAAUUGUCGCAAUUUUACCAUAUAAAUAUCAAUAUGUAAGGGUUUUUUCUAGAAAAUCACCUUAAAUUCCGUUUUUUCUAGGAUUUCGCUCAAACAAUGCAUUUAUUCUCCCAUUGUAAAUCUACCGGAGUUCGCCAGUUAUCGAUUGAAUUAGCCACGUCAAUGAUGUUUGGAGAUAUUGAUUUUUCUCGAGCAGAUCCGGGGCCAAUUGAAAAUGAAGAAGAGGAUGAAGAAGAAAAAGAAGAGGAGGAAGAAGAAGAAUCUGAAAGUGAUUUGGAAAAUGAUGAUGAAGAGAAUGAGGAAGAAAGGAAGGAGAGAAGGAAGAAGAGACUUGAGCGAGAAAAAUCACCGAAUCCUGAGUAUGAUUUUAGGCUAAGCUAACAAGGGAACUAGUAGAUUUUGCCACGUCAUAACUCAAUUGAGUUUUGCAUUUUUUAACAGCGGAAUAGUGAUCAGAAGGUCUGAAACUACUAGAAAACAUAUUUUCAUGAAAAAAUAACCCUAUACUAUUAGAUUUUCAUGAAAAUCAUUUUGAGAGCUUGUUCUGACCUCCUAAAGCCCCGAUUUUCCAACUUUGCCACGUUAUAACUCAUGUUAAGAGUUGAGUUUUUCAUUUUUUAACAAUGGAAUAAUGAUCUGAAGAUCUGAAGAUCACAAUCCUGUUGUCUGAAAUUGCAAAACUCAACUCCUUACAUGACUUAUGACGUGGCAAAGUUUGAAAAUUCUGAAAAAUCGGAACUUCAGGAGCUGAAAACUUAACAAGGCUUUAAAAAUUUUUUUUUAAAUCAAAUCUGGAUGAAAAUCAUCUGUGAAGCUAGUUUUCAGCUCCUAAAAUCCCGAUUUUUCAAAAUUUUCAAACUUUACCACGUCAUAACUCAUAUUAGGCAAUUUUAGUGUCAAAAACCACUAAAAAUUAAAAAUAAUUUUUUUCAGACCAAUCGAACGAUUGAACGCCGAAACAAUUCUCUAUCGAAUUUUAUAUGUUGCUUGUAAUGAUAAAACAGCUGCCUCAAGAUUGCAUGGCUCAAAUAGUUUGGCGAAAAUUUUGGAAUCUGAAGCACAUCGAGAAAAGUUUAUUGAAGUUUCGAGGGAAAUGGUUGGUCCUUGAAGGAUUUUUAAAUAAAUAAAAAUGAUUUUUUUCAGAAUGCUCAAAAAGAUGCGAAAUUUGGUGAAAUCAAUGAGAAUCUUGAAGAAAGUCUUGAGCAAGCUGAAAUCGCAGCAAAUCCAUCAACGAAUAAUAAAAAAUCAUCAUCAAAAACCGAUUUUGCGCAAGAAGAACAGGCGAUUAUCCAGAAACUCAAAAAAUUGAAAAUGAUGAAUAAUGGAGAGGCGAGAAUUGAGCAAGACACGGUAUUUAUGCUAAUUCGCAGAUUGGCAGCGGAUGAAAAAGCGCCGGUUCGAAAAAGUGUUUGCGCAUCGAUUCGCGCGUAUUUAACAUUUUGUGAUGAACGAGAGAAAUUUGAGAAAAUUAUGGGAUUAUUGGAGACGAUGUGUAGAGAUAAAAUGGUGACGGUUAGGAAACAAAGUGCCGAAAUUCUUACUGAAUUGAUGCUUUCGGAGAAUAUUUUGUUCAAGUGAGUUUGUAAGAAAAUUGAGAAAUUUUGGUCUAGAAACUGGAAAUUUUUUGUUUUUCUCAGUUUCAGCAAAUUUUGCCUCAAAAAUUCCAGUUUUUCAAAACCAAAAAAAUACGUUUCAAAAUUUUGAUAUAAUUUUUUAUCGAAUAUUUUUUUCAAUUCCAAUUUUUUUAUGUCUUCCAUAAUCAAAACCAAACAUUCAGAGUCCAGAAAUCUGGAAAAAUUUUCCUCCGGUUCUCUAUUUUUCUAAUGAGCUCAAAAUUGCUUCUUUUCGGCAAAAAUUGAGAAAUUUGAUGUGUUUUGGGUCCAGAAACUGAAAAUUUGCUAUUUGUCAUCUAGAAAAUCUGAAAAUUUAGACUUUUUAUACAAAAAUCACAAAAUUUCAUGGAUUUCUCACUAAAUAUUUUGCCUCAAAAAUUGCAGUUUUUCAAAACCAAAAAAAAUACGUUUCAAAAUUUUGAUAUAAUUUUUAAUCGAAUAUUUUUUCUAUUCUAGAAAUAGUAUCUGUUAUUCUAUAAUCAAAACCGAUUUGUAAAUUUUGGAUAAAAUUUUGGAGAAAUUUAUCACAACCCAUAAUUUUCAGACCCAAGAUUUCCUACUCUAAAAUUUUCAUAAAUUAAAAAAGCCAGGAAAAUCUGAAAACCGCAAAAAUUGAGAAAUUUGAUGUAUUUUGGGCCCAGAAACUGAAAAUGUGCUAUUUUUAUCAUGAAAAUCUGAAAAUUUUGCAUUUUUAUACAAAAAUCACAAAAUUUCAUGGAUUUUUCUCCUAAAAACUUUCAAUUUUCGAAUCGCCUCGUCAUAGAUAAAUUUAUCCUAGUUUUUCAGCUCAAAUUCUCAGUUUCAGCAAAUUUUGACUCGAAAAUUCCAGUUUUUCAAAACCAAAAAAAAUACGUUUCAAAAUUUUGAUAUAAUCGAAUUUUUUUUUCAAUCUGAGUUUAUUCGUAUCGACUUUAUUCUUACCUCUAUAAUCAAAACCGAAAUUUGUAAAAUUUGAAUAAAAUUUUGGAGAAAUUGAUCACAACCCAUAAUUUUCAGACCCAAAAAUGAAUUCUGAAUUUAACUAAAAAUUUCAAUUUUUGCAGAGAUGUGAUGAGUUCGAAAUGGCUGAGCUCGCUAAUUUUACUUCUCGAUGACAAUGAAAAUGAAGUUCAAGAACACGCAAGAAAGCUGAUAAUGCGUGUAAUUGCUCCGCUUUUGGAAAAUACCAGCGAAUUGACGUGGGCUCUUCUUGAAACAAUUGAAACGUCCACAUUGCACAGGUAAUUUUUUUUACAAAAUUUUGAAUUUUCUAGUAGUUUUCGACCCAAAAAUAUCGCGAUUUUUCGAAAUUUGCCACGUCAUAACUCAUAUUAGCAAUUUUAGGGUCAAAAACUUCUAGAAAGCAUAUAUUUUUUUGUAAAAAUCUAGAAAACCUUCUUCAGAAUUUUAUUUUCAGACAAUAUUUCAUGACAACUUUGAAAGAUGCAGCAAAUGGUCGACUGAUUCGACAAAGUGUUAUGGAAACCAUGAAAAAACAUUUGGAAGAAGGAGCUGUGAAUUCGGCGUCAGCUUGGAUGGUUUUAUCGCAAUUGAGUGUGGUUUUCAAGCAGAAUGUGGAUUAUGCGAUUGAUUCGUUUUAUUCCCUUGAUUUGACACAAUCUUCCAAAUUGGUAAGAUCAGUUUUUUAUGCUGAGAAAGAUGCUGUUUUCAGUUUUUGCUGAGCGAUUCUCUGAAAAGUACAGGAGGGUCGAUUUACUAAACUCAAAAGUUUUGACAAAAUUUUCGAACUCAUCACAUCUCUGAAAAAAAUGAAACUUUUAAUUAAAUUCAGAAUUUUAGGGACUCUAAUAGUCAUUUUUGGGUGUAAAAAUGAAUCGAUAAUUUCAGAAUUUUUAUCCAAAUUUUGAAAUUUCGGUUUUGAUUAUAGAUGACAUAAAAGAAAUCGAAUCGAAAAAAAUAUUCGAUUAGAAAGUAUAUCAAAAUUUUGAAACGUAUUUUUUUGGUUUUGAAAAACUGGAAUUUUUGAUUCAAAAUUAGCUGAAACUGAGAUUUUGAGCUGAAAACAAAAAUGAAAUUAGCUAUGACGCAAUGAAAGUUUUUAGGGGGAAAAGCUAAAUUUUCAGAUUUUCUGGAUGAAAAUCGAAAAUUUUCAGUUUCUGAACGCAAACUUCUCAAUUUUUGCUGAAAAUAAGCAAUUUUGAGCCUCAAUUGGAUCAGAAAUGUAGAUUUUCAAGUUUUUAUGGCUGAAAAUGCUUUUUCUCGAGAACAAUUAAAAAUGUACAUGAAUUUUGAGCCGAAAAUCGAUAAUUUCAGAAUUUUCAAAAUUAAUCUCUUUAUAAAUGCCUCUAAGUUUGAUGAUUGAAAAAAAAAUUUUGAUAAAAAAUUAUAUCAAAAUUUUGAAACGUAUUUUUUUUUGGUUUUUGAAAAAUUGGAAAUUUUCAGUAGAAAUGGGUGUAAAUGAGAUUUUAAGCUGAAAAUUGAAGGUUUUUAGUGAGAUCUCCAUGAAAUUUUGUGAUUUUUGCAGAAAACAGCUGAUUUCUGGAUGAAAAUCGAAAAUUUUCAGUUUCUGGACCCAAAUUUCUCAAUUUUUACUGAAAAUGAUCAAUUUUGAGCCUCAAUUUGAUCAGAAAUAUAGAUUUUCAAGUUUUUCUGGCUGAAAAUGCUUUUUUUCUCGAGAAUAAUUAGAAAUUUACAUGAAUUUUGAACCAAAAAUCGAUAAUUUUUAUCCCAAAUUUUCAAAUUUCAUUAUUCAAACAUAUUGGAAAACAAUGGAUUGAAAACAAUUUUUGAUAAAAAAUUAUAUCAAAAUUUUGAAACGUAUUUUUUUUGGUUUUUGAAAAUUGGAAUUUUUGAGUAGAAAUCGCUUUUAAGCUGAAAUACUAGAAAAUUGGCGUUUUUCACGAAUUUUUCCGUUUCUGGACCCUAAGAACAUCAAAAAUGUUCAAAUUUUUAAAGCUGAACAUGAUAAAAAUGAACAAACUUUUUUUCCAGAUGAAAUAUAUAAUUCAUAUAAUAACUAACAAUAUUCGAGGAAUAGAAAGAGGCCAAAGAAAGGAAUUGUGUGAAUUUAUGAUGAGAAGACUUCGAGAAUUCUCAUUUCAUGCAUCACAUUCGAAAGAUUUGUAUUAUUGUUGUGCAAAAUUAAUGGAUGGAAUUGGAGAUCAAGCAACUGCAAAAGAGGAAUUGAAACAAUUCUCUGAAGAAUUACUUGUCUCAUGUUUUGACUCAAUUGUAGAAUCCUUUGAAUUGUUUUCGAAAAAAGAAGAAUGGAAAAGAAAAUCGGAAAUUCAAGAAAGAAUUCUGAUUGUGGCGUUGAAUGUUGCAUCGGAAAUAUUUCUGUUUUGCCCGUCACUUGUUCCAAAACAUGAGAGAUUGGCGAAAACUCUUUCGCUUAUUGUGAAUUGCACCACAGGAAAUAGCUUACCAGAUGUUUGUAAUCCGGAUAUUCCAAGUGUUCAUAAUACGCGACCACCGACACAAAUGUCUGAACAUCGAACUAUUGAUCAAUUUUCGGAUGUGGUUUUGUUUGGGGAUAAUGUGAAAGCGGCGGCGGUUUUGACAUUGGCGAAUAUGAUUAUUGCGGUUGGUUUUUUUUUGGGAGGGUUUUUUUUUGAAAAAUCUGGAAUUUUUUAAAGUUUGAAGCUGAAAGUCAAAAAUUUGAAUUUCACAUGAAAAAUUUCAAUUCUAAUAAUUUUAAGAAUUUUUCUAACAUGAGCAAUGCGUUGAAAAAAUUUACUUUUCCAAUUUUUAAACCAAGAAUUCGAUUCCGAUCGAAAUUUCAAAUUCCUCUUUUUUUCAAAUAAAAUUUUGAAACAGUGAAUUUUUUAAGCAAAAAAUCUUUCUAGGAAUUUUUGAUUUUUUUUCUAAUAUAAGCAAUGUAUUUUAAAAUUUUCUGAAAUUUUUACUCUGAAAAAAUUCAGAGAAUUUUUCAUCUGAAAUUAUAUCUAGAAAUAAUUUUUCAAAAAUUAUGAUUUUUAGAAUUUUUCUAAUAUGAGCAAUGCUUCGAAAUAUUUUUUUCAAUUUUUCCAUCACAAAUCCAAUUCCGAUCAAAAUUUCAAAAUCCAUUUUUUUAAAAUAAAAUUUUGAAACAGUGAAUGUUUUCUAACAAAAAAAAAUUGGAAAUUAAUUUUUAAAAUCUGAAAAACUCAAUGAAAGUUCAAGGUUUUUAAGAUUUUUUUUCGAGUUUUUCUAAUAUGAGCAAUGCAUCGAAAAAUACAUUCCCCACCAUUUUCAGCACGAUAAAAUGCUGAAAUUAAUGCCAAUGUUCAUCAAACAACUCCAACACAAUCCAUCGCAUCAAAUUCGUUCAAAUAUCGUUGUCGCACUUGGCGAUAUUUGCGAAACCUACAAAACCGAUCGAUAUUCUCCCGUGUUGGCCGCUUGUUUAUGUGAUCCAUCUGUAAUUGUUCGACGACAUGCGAUUAAUGAGAUUGCCAGAAUGAUUGCUAGCAGUAUUUUUAGAUUCAGUGGAGAGGUUUGAGAUUUAAAAUCUAGAAUUUCUUAUGAAUCGAUUAUUUUUUUUGCAGGUGAUGAUUCGAUUGAUGUUGGCAAUUUUGGACGCGAACGAUGAUGUGAGAAAUGAUGCGAGAUUGUAUAUUGUAAGCCAAAAAAUACCUGAAUUUUUUAAUUUUAUUUUUCUUUAGAGCGAAGUUUUGCAACACGAAAUCCCCAACUUCUUUCCCAAACAUUUUGUGCAUUAUAUGAUUUAUUUGACACAAGCCAAGAGAAUGAUUUAUAAUAAUGUGCAAGGCGAAGAUGUUGAUGUGACAAUGGGCGGAGGAGAAUCGCUGCAAAAGAUCGGCCAGAAUUGCGGUUUAUAAUUUUGUGGUUGGUUUUUGUUCCCCAGAUUCCUGGGGGACCAGAAAUGAAAAUCCAUAAAUCACUCAAUUUCAGAUCGAAUCACUUGAUGAUCGCGGUCGUUUUGAAGUGAAAAAGGAUAUUUGUUUGAAAGUGUUCAAUGCGAUUGUGAAUGGCGAAUUUGAUUAUUCGGAUCAUAAUGUUUAUAGUUUGUUGGAUGAUGCAUUAUUGGUGGGUUUUUUCUGGGAUUUUUGAAAUUCAAAAUUAAACAAUGAUGGAAAAAAUGCAUUUUUUCUCAAUGUUCAUUCAACAUGAGUUAUGAAGUGACAAAAAUCCGGAAAUUUUAAAAAAUCUGAUGGUUCUGGAGAUUUGACAUUUUUUAUCCGAAAUUUUGAGGAUUUUUUUUUGAUUUCAGAAAAGUUUCAAAUUGUCUGAAAUUGUGAAUUUUUGGCUCUAAAUUUUCUGAAAUUUAGAUGAUUUUUUUGUUGAUCUCAGAAAAUUGAGUUCAAAAUUUACAGACAUUUUUUUUAAAUUUCUCAAAUGUUUUGAAAAAUCCAGAAAUUUUUUUAACAUGAGCAAUGCGUUGAAAAAAUCACUUUUUUCAUUUUUUUUCUCAACAAAAUCCGAUUCUGAUCGAAAUUUCAAUGCCCCCUCUUUUUUUUAAAUAAAAUUUUGAAACAGUGAAUUUUUUCUACCAAAAAAUUAAAUUAAUUUUGAAAAUCUGGAAUUUUCAAUGAAAGUUCAAAAAUUUUUAAUUUUUCUAAUAUGAACCAAAAAAAUUUGAAAAAUUUAAAUUUUUGUGAAAUUGUUUCUGAAAAUCCAAUUUCAGCCAAAAUUCUCUGAUCUUUCAAAAAAACUUCGAACUUUCAUUGAAAUUUUUAGAUUUUCAAAUUAAUUUCCAUUUUUUUGUUAGAAAAAAUUCACUGUUUCAAAUUUUUAUUAAAAAAAAAAAGAAAAACGAUUUUCUGAAAUCAAAAAAAAAUCAUCUAAAUUGCUGAAAAAGCCAAAAAUCCAGAAUUAAUUUUUUUUUAAAUCAAAUUUUUGUAGCUAAUGGCAUCGAAUGAAAUGCAAGUAAAAAUGGAGGUCGGAAAAAACUCGAAUGAAAAUGGAAUCGAAGAACCAUCAGCAGAAGUUGUGAACGCGGCCACCGAUUUCAUGCGAACUGUCUACCUUCAAAACUACAUGGAACACAUCAUCCCGUCGGUUUUGCGACUUCGCGAAUUUCUCAAUCAACAUCGAUCGCCGCUCCAGAAGAAAUGUCAAUUUGUGAUUCGAAUGAUAUGUUUGGAACAUAAGAAUGAUAUGGAUACAAUUCUAAGGGAUAAUCGACAAUUGAAAGAUGAAAUGGUAUUUGAACUGCAAAGAGUUAAGCAAAGAACUGAAGAAGCGAAUCGCAUUUUGGAUGAGCAUUUGAAGAAGAUUAUUGAAUUUAAUCGAAUGCAGAAACAACAACAACAACAACAAGAAGGAGUUGAAAGUGGUGAAAAUGAAGAGGGAAUGGAAAUUUCGAAUGGAACACCGAAAAGAGCACAAAAUGUGUCAAUUCAAGGAACACCGAUGUCAGCGAGACAGAGACCAUUAUCACCGAAAACUAUUAAGAAAUUGGUGAGUUUAGGGCUUAAAAUUGCUCAUUUUAGGAGAAAAUUGAGAAAUUUGGGUCUAGAAACUGAAAAUUUUCGAUUUUUACUCGAAAAUCUAUAGUUCUGACCAAUUUUAAGCUGAAAAUUGCUUCUUUCCGGCAAAAAUUGAGAAAUUUGGAGCCAGAAACUGAAAAUUUUCGAUUUUCUCCCAGAAAAGCACAAAAUUUCAUGGAUUUUCCCAAAACCUUCAAUUUUCAGCGAUUUUUAGACAAAUUUUAACACAAAAAUUCGAAGUUUUCAAAAACAGAAAAAAGUACGUUUCAAAAUUUUGAUAUAAUUUUUAAUCAAAUAUCAUUAUCGAUGCUCGGUUCGAUGAACUUGUACAUUUUAAAUUAUUCUCGAGAAAUAAGCAUUUUCAGCCAGAAAACUUGAAAAUCUACAUUUCUGAUCAAAUUGAGGCUCAAAAUUGCUCAUUUUCGGAAAAAUUGAGAAAUUUGGAUUCAGAAACUGGAAAAUUUCGAUUUUCAUCCAAAAAUUUUCAAAAACAGAAAAAAGUACGUUUCAAAAUUUUGAUAUAAUUCAUUAUCAACAAUUUUUUUCAAUAGUAAUAAGUUCGAUAUUCAUUCAAUUAUUUUCGAGAAAUGGGCAAAUUUUAAGAAAACCCUUAAAUUCAGGAAAAUGUUCAGUUUUGUUUUUUCAAAAAAUUUAAUUUUUUUCGGAUUUCAAGCUUUCAUCAUGAAUUUUCUUUAAGGAAAAUCCGAAAUUCGGCUGAAAUACCGUAAAUUUAGAGGUUUUCUGAAUUUUUGCAGGAAUUUGGAAAAUUCAAAUUUCUCUGUCUGAAUCUAUUUUUUCUCAAAAUUGGUCUGAUUGUAGAAAAUUUCAGAAUUUUUCUCCAAAAAAUUGGACCUGGAUUACCUGAUCUUUCUUAUUAUCUCAAAAAUUCUUUGUUUCAGCGUCGAUCAAUUGGAAUUUUGAUGAACGAGAAUCAAAUUGCACUAAAUCCACCACAAUUGGAUGAAACUGAAGUGCCACCAAAUGAACAAGUGGAAAAAGAAACCGAAAAGGAAAAAACGGUUCAAGAAGAAGAAGAAACAGAAGUUGCUGAAACUGUGGCUGAAAAUCAAGAAGUUGAGGAAAAUGAAAAGACAUUGGUGAAUGAAGAAGUUCAGGGAAAUGAGCCAGAAGCUGAAGAAGAAGCUGGAAAAGCAGAAGAAGAGCCGGUUGAAAGUCGUUAGUUUUUGAGAAUUUUUUUCUGAAUUUAAUUAUUUUUGAACCUUUUUUGCAGCUCCAAGAAGACGAAAAACACCGCAAAGAAAUCAGGAAAAAGAAGAAGAUGAGAAGACGGUUUGGAAAAAACCGAAACUUGCUGAAGGUAUUUUUUCAUUGAUAUUUUGUAAUAAAAAAUGCUGAAAUAUACAAAAUAAUAUUUUUGAUUAGAGACAAAGAGAAAAUGAGAGAGUGCAGACAGAAAAAAAAUAGUUUUCUGUAUUUUUUGUGCGAAAAAUCAAUUUUUCUGUCUGCACUCUCUCAAUUUCGUGUUGUCUCUAAUCAAAAAUAAAAUUCUGGAAAUUAUGUUUUUCGACGAUUUUCUGCAUUGGAAAAUAUGUUUUUUAUUAAAAAAUAUUAAUCUGCAUAGGCCCAUUAGAGGAGAAUGAAAAAGAAUCGAAAAAAAAUAUUCGAUUAAAAAUUAUAUCAAAAUUUUGAAACGUAUUUUUUUUGGUUUUGGAAAUAUGGAAUUUAAUUUUUAAUCAAAAAAUAUUAAAAUUGUAAUUAAUUUCAGAAUCUCCUGAAGAACCUGCAAAUACUUCGACAGCAAAUGUGACCCUUCGCCGAAAAUCUCGAAGAACCAGUCAAAUUCCCGAAGUUGCCCAAGAAAAUCUGGAAAAUCGCCGAAAAACGCGACAACGAGCGGAAACACCGCUGAUUUUCGAUGAGACUGUGUUGAAAGAGGGACGAUUUUGCUCGACGCCGAUUCAGCGAAGAUCGAUGGCUGAUGAUGCGGAGGAACAGCAGGAGAAUUUGAAUGUGGGUUUUUUUUGGAUUUGGAAUUUGAAAAUUUGAGGCUGGAGGAGAAAAAAAUGAGAAAAAAUUAGGUUACUGUAGAUUAAAAUUUCGCGCCAAAAAAUCUUACAGUAGUCCUGGGGUUUUUGGUGUUAGAAAAAUGCGGAUUUCACAGCCUAAUCUCUGGUUACUGUAGGUCAAAAUUUCGCGCUAAAAAAUCUUACAGUAAUCCUGGGGGUUUUGGUGUUUGAAAAAUGCUGAUUUUCAGGUUACUGCAUUUUUCACAUCAUUUUCAGCUGCAAUGCUAGCUCUAAAGUUCGAGUUACUGUAGAUCAAAAUUUAGCGCCAAAAAAUCCUACAGUAAUCCUGGGCUUAUUUGCUGUCAAAGUAUGUGGAUUUCCGCCCAGAAAUGUUGGUUACUGUAGAUCAAAAUUUCGCGCUAAAAACCCUACAGUACCCCCGGGCUUUUUGGUGUUAGAAAAAUGCAAAUUCUCAGGUUACUGUAUUUUAUAGCGCCAAAAUUCAGGUUACUUUAUUUUUCACAUCAUUUUUAGCUCUAAACUUUGGGUUAUUGUAGAUCAAAAUUCACCUACAGUAAGCCUGAGCUUAUUUGAUCUCAAAAUAUGCGGAUUUCUGCCCAGAAAUUUGUAUUACUGUAGACCAAAAUUUCACGCCAAAACCUACCGUAAUCCUAGGCUCAUUUGGUUUAAAAAUAUGUGGAUUUUUAGCCCAAAAAAAUCUACAGUAAUAAUAUUUUCUUAUGCCUCUUUAAUAAACAACUUUCAGGUCACUUUUGAUUUAAAUCUUUCGGCAAUUGGAAAAGAUGCGACUAGAAGAAGUAUGUUUUUUUUUUCUCAAUUUUUCCUAAUUCCUAAUUUUCAAUUUUUCCAGGGCGCACAAAGAAAACAAUGGCAGAUAUUUUGGAGGCCGAAGAAUAA